UUAUUUUGGUGCAAAAAUUUUUUGAAAUUCAUAUGUAUUUUUUUUUUGCUAUUUUCCAUGAACUUUUAAAAACACUCCUAUAAGUCAAGGUCAGGCAAGGAUAGGCAUUGUGAAGACAUUUAGAAGUGAUUUAAAACAACAUGUGUUUAUUAUUUUAUAGUUCUGGAGGUUAGAGUCUGAGAUAAACCUCACAGGGCUAAGCCCAAGGUGUCAGCAAGGCUCUAUUGCUGAUAGAGGCUCUGGGGAGAAUCCAUUCAAGGCCGCCUGCAUUCCUUGGCCAGUGGCCUAGCUCCAUCACCCCUACCUUUACUUCUGAUAUCACAUUUCCUCUCUCCGCUUGCAACCCCUUCUACUUUCCUCUUAAGGAAGCCUGUGAGUACAUUCAGGCCUCACCCAAGGAUAAUCUCCCUCAGCUGUCAGGAUCCUUAAUUUAGUCAGAUUUGCAAAGUCCUUUACCAGUCAUGGAAGGUGACAUGUUCUGGGGAUUGGCUUGUGGACAUCCUUGGAGAAGCACCAUUAUACCUGCUACUCUCCUUAGGGAGGGAGUAGGCAGGGUAUUGCCUGCAUCCUCCUGUGGAGUGAGAAAGAGAAGGAUGUUCUCAUGGAUGGUUCUCCUAAGGUCAAAUGUUGCUGGACCAGUGGUUAGGAGCACCACCCUAGAGCCAACCUUUCUCUAGGAGCUGGCCACUACACAUUUACCAGCCACGGCACAUCUCAGAAGGUGAAUACUGGACAAUAGGAGAGGUUUGGACAUGUGGUAGGUGAUCUGGGGAGAGGUUUCAAGUACUCAGCCUUCUGUUCUUGAUUGGGUGCUGUCAGGAAGUUGCAGUAAGCCUAUGGUUGGGCAUCUUCAUGAUCUCAAAGGUGGAUUGAAGCUAUCACUGGCAAAAGAGCAGCUUCCUGGGAGAGAGCAAUGCAUGGUUAUAUCACUAAGGACAAUAUUCAUGUUUGGUUUGUGCCCAGACAGCUUGCAGAAAGGUUGUGUUCAUCUUGCUGUCCCCAUAAUUACAGAGUAGCUUUGCCUGCUGUUGAUGUUCUAUGAGAUUGCUUAUGUCCAACAGGCGAACACCAAGGUUAUUUGUGGGUGGCAGGUUAGCUCCCCAAGCUGAGAGCAGUCAGGAGCUUACCCAGCUUUGACUAUCCACCUAAGCACAAUCUGGUUUCCAGUAUAUGCCACCUGCUUCCCCCCACCCCAUUCUUUCCCAUAUGAAGCAAAUCCACAUUAUAUUACUUCAUCUGUCAGCACUUGGGUUUGUAUCUCUAUGGGGCAUAUGACCCAGGUAACCACCAAUGAUCCACCCCUUUGAGUGUCAAUGCAGCCUGUUGCUUGCUUCUGUUCAGAGGAACAUGGCACAGGUGAUGGGACAUUGUCCUGUGAACUUACAUCAAUUUAUAGGCUGAGCAGGUUGAAAAGGCUGAAAGGGGACAUUCUCCUUUAUGGUUUGAAGUAGGCUGCCGUGACAGCCACCUCGAAAGUAGGGGGCCUCAGCCCUACAGCCACAAAGAGAUGAAUCAGCCAACUAGAAUGAGCUUGGAAACAGAGUGCCUCCCUUCCCCUCCCCCUCCCCCGGGGGGUGGGGGGUGGGGAGAUGAAGCUGCAGCUCAGUCAGCACUUUGAUUAUGUUUUGCUGAGUCUUCUGAGAGGAUCCAGCCAAGCCUGGCAGAACCCCUGAGCUACAGAAACUGGGGGUUAAGACUUGUGUGUUGUUUUAAGCCACAAGCUUUGUGAUAAUCUGUUCCAUGACAUAGAUGACCAACGCAAUCUCUAAAAAGAAAAACUCUCAGGUGGACACACAAAAGUGGGUGGGAGAACAUGUAAAGUAAACGGCCACUACACGAAUCCACAGGAACCAUUCUCACCAUGCGGUUGUUUGUUUCAGCUAUGCCCCCACCUACCUUUUCUGCCCUGCGUCUCACCCGCCCCCAAAUUCUUUUGAAGCAAAAUCAAAAUAUCACGUCAUUUAAACCAUAUAUGUUUCAGGAUUAGUAUGUAUCCAUCAAAGACCAAGGCUAUUUAAAAAAUAAAUAGUUCCAAUACCACUAUUAAACUGAAAAUAAUUCUUUUUAAGUGUCGGCUCUCAUGGAUUGCUCAAAUUCUCCCCCAACUUAGCAAAGACAAAUUCUUAAAAGUCCAUUUUUGCCUCACACGAGAGUAACAUAAACCUGUGAUCAUGCUGAAUGUAGUUUUUUCUUUUUCAUUUUCACGAAUACGCAGAGCUGCGGGGACGGCAGGACCGGUCUGUGCCUCCUGCAGAUCCACACCGCGCGCACCGCCCAACCCUAGGCUGUGCGGGACCGCCUGUGGGGCGCCGGGCUCGCCUGCCGGCCACACCCCUCGGGGACUACAUUUCCCAGGGGGUUCCGCGCGCGGCCGCCCGCACCCGGGCCCCUGAGAGAACCGGAAGCAAGGGCGCGGUGGGGCGCGGGGCCUUUCGGGAUAUGUAGUCCUGCGGACGGCGCCCCGAGCUCAGGGAUCCGCGUUCGGAUGUAGCCGCCAGCUAGGGGUCUGUUCCCGGUGCAAGCGUGAGGUGCGCCGCGCGGAGUCAGCGCAGGAUAAGAAGUGGGGCUGGCUAAGGAUGCGAGGGUGCGGGCGAGGUGUCCGAGACCCGGCGCCUCUGCACCUGCCAGUCGGGGCUGAGGGAGCGUUGGGCAGCGCGCUGAGGAGAGUGACAGCGCUAGGUCCCCGCCAGGAGCCUGACGCCAAGGAUGCCAGGUCUGGAGCAAGUUGGGACCCUCUCCAAGCCCCAGGCCCCACGAUCCCUGGAUCUGUGCUUGCCAACGAACACUCUGCACACAUCAUUUAGUUGACCUACAAAGAGACUUGUGGAGGGCGACAUUGCUGUCAUUCUGCUUUCUGGUUGAGGACACCAAGACUUGAGGAGGUGACAUCAUCUACACAAGACCCCCCAGCUGCCUUGUGCUGGAUCCGAACCUGGGUCAUCUGGCUCCAGAUCCCUCACCCUACCAGCUCUGCCUGUGAUACACCCAGUGCUGCAUCUCCGAGAUGAAGACCAGUGGAGCCUUGCCUUCGCAGAAUCCUGCUCAGACACCAAGCAAGCUCUUCCAAAAGAGCAGAAGAAUGCGGGCCAGACUCCUGCCAGCCUGGAGAGAGGCACCAGUGCUCUUCAAGGAUGUGGCCAUGUACUUCACACAGAAGGAGUGGCAGCUUCUGAAGCCUGCUCAGAAGGUCCUUUACAAGGAUGUGAUGCUGGAGAACUACGAGAACUUGGCCUUCUUGGUAGGUCAUCCAGUUUUCAAACCAAAGUUGAUUGCCAACUUGGAGCAAGGGAUUAAACCUUAUGUCAAGAAGAAAGCUGUCCCUAGGGACCACCAGAGAGGUGAUGAGGGAAUCAGCGGGAGCAACAUUGCCUCUGACAAGAAAAAAAGCCAUAAACUGAAGACAACAUUGCCAAAGUCAGGCAGUCCAAAGACAACACAGCAGGAGAAGGCCAAGACAGUGACCCAGAAGGAUGGCCCCCUGGAGACUAGGGCAGAAAGGGUCUUGGAAAGUGAAGAUACGUCAUCUUGGAGCAAGAAGAAAUCUGGCCCAAGUGUGGCUGCAGAAUCACACACAAACAGCCUUCCUGGCAAGAACGGGCCUGAAUCGGUGGCCAUGAAGACACUUCCGGGUCAGACAUCAGCAAUCACAUCUCCCAAGGGCAGCCCUCCAGGAAAGGAGACCCUGCAGAAAGACGCUCACAGUCAAACACAGGGUGCUCUGGCCUUCCCAAAGCGGCGGACGGCCAGAAAGGGGAAGAACCACUUUAAAUGUCGGGAGUGCGGGAAGACCUUCAACCAGACCCUCCACCUCGUGGAGCACGAGCGCAUUCACUCGGGAGAGAAACCCCACAAGUGUGACGCAUGUGGGAAGUCCUUCAGGCACAGCUCAUACUUCUUCACGCACUACCGAAUCCACACAGGGGAGAGGCCCUACAAGUGUAAGGUGUGCGGCAAAGCCUUCAACAGCAGCUCCACCCUCAGCAGCCACCACAGAGUCCACACAGGGGAGACACCCUUCAAAUGUGAGGAGUGUGGGAAAACCUUCAAGCAGAGCACCAAGCUCACUCGCCACCGCAGGGUGCACACAGGCGAGAAACCCUACAGGUGCAGUGAGUGUGGCAAAUGCUUCGGCCGCAGUUCAUCCCUGAGGGAGCACAAGAGGAUCCACACAGGAGAGAAGCCAUACUGCUGUCGAGUGUGUGGGAAAAACUUCAGGGUUAACUCACACCUGUCAGAGCAUCAGCGGCUCCAUCAAGAAGCGAGGUCCUUCCAGUGUGACGAGUGUGGGAAGUACUUCCGAAAUGGCUCCCAUCUCUCAGAACACAAGCUGAUCCAUGUGCCGGGGGCUCGAGAGGAUUGCCCAGAGUGCGGAAAAGCCUUCCCCGGCAAGGCGGCCCUCCUCAGACAUCAGAAAAGCCACAGGGAGGAAUCUCUGUAUCACUGUGAGGGAUGCGGAAAGAACUUCCGGUGCAAGUCAAGCAUCCAAAGGCACGAGAGGCUGCAUGCUGGGCAGAAGCCUUUUGUGUGCACCCAGUGCGGGAAAGGAUUCACUGACAAGACCACCCUGAAUAAUCACCACAAAGUCCACUCUGGAGAUAGGCCCGACCCCUGCAGCCAGUGUGGUAGAUCCUUCAAACACCUGGCCUCCCUAUUGCUCCACCAGAAAAUCCAUGCUAGAAAGGCACAACAAACUCCUCAUGUGUGAGAGGGCCUUUCGCCAAACUCACACCUUUGUAACCACUAGAGAAGUCAGUAGAUGUUUCCUUCAUUUUUCAUCAGAGGCUUUCUGGUAGAGCAGUAUUUCUCCAUAGUCGGACAAUUCUCCCCUUUCCACACCUGCAACAUUUGUGCAGCAUCCAGACACAGUUUUGAUUGGCCCGGCUGGAAUGUGCUUCUGGAAACUGACAUCUAUGGAUAGAAUCAGAGGAUGCGGAUACACAUCCUCUAAUGCACUGGGAAGUUCCCAACAGUGAACAACCUGGCACCACGCGUCAAUGGUGAUGUCUUUGAGGAACUUAGAUGAAAGCCCUGUGGAUAACUGAAUUUGAGAAAGAAUUGAAGUAGUGUUCUGUGCAGUAGCACUAACUGGGUGUGGAUAUUUAAAUUUAAAUGAACCAACGUGAAAAAAAAAUUAAAGUGCAAUCUCUUGGUGGUACCAAGAACAUCUCACUUGAGAUGAAGAACAUUUGGAAGUUCUAUUCAGCACUUGUUUAGAUCUUGGUCAUUAGAAUGGUCACACAGGCAGGUCCUGAAAAAGUAAGAAAAUGGGGUACGUCUUUUAGACUGAAUUUGUACUUUUUUCCAAAUGUAGGAUUUUAUAAAUACCAUUUAGAGGAAUGGGUCCAGGAUUCUCUGGUCAUUUUCAGGUCUCGGAAUCUACCAGAACUUCAUGCACAGGACCCGUCCCUCAUGCCUGGGGCAAAACAAUCAAUAGAUUACUGACAAUAUUACUGAUAAAUGCCAACAUUUAUUGGGCACUUUCUACUCAUCAAUUAUGGUGCUGAGCCCUUUAAUAGAUUAUCUUAGUUAAUUCUCACCAGAGUCCUGUGAAACAAAAACUAUCAUGAUCUUCAACUUUUAGGUGAGAAAACUUGGGCUUUUGAGAACUUUUGCUUAAAAAAAGAUUAUUUACAAGUUUGCACAUAAAGCAAGAUUUUAUUGAUAUUCUGUGAGGAAAUCCAUGUGUUACUUUUAUAUUGCACUAGUUUAAAUGGACAUGAUUCAAAUUUUCACCAAGUGUGCUUUUUUAAAAAAAAAAAGUAUAUUUGUUUACAUUUCCAUCUAAACCACUCUUGAGGGAAAGAGCAGCUGAAGCUGGCACAGAAAGGACUAGAUGGGGGCGGGGGGAGGUGGGAGGGCAAAUCCAACUGCAGCCUGCUGACAAGAAGGUUUUGUUGGCACAGCGGUGCCCCCUCAUUUAUAAACGGUCCCUGGAUGUUCUCAGGAAUAUGAUGACAACAUCAUGUUGUUGAGAAAGAAGUCAGAUGGCCACAAAGCCAAUAAUAUUUGCUAUGGGACACCUGAAAGAAACAGCUGACCAACCCCCUGUCUGAACGACUGCAGAGCUGCCAUGAAUUAGGCUGGAAAAGAAGAGAUCAACUCUAAGGCAGAAUCCUUGAACUCUUGUGCUGAUGACUUCAGUACCGCACACACCACCUACCUGUGAUGUAUGUACAUGUGAAUGGUGUUUGUGCAUACUUGAUGGACAAGUGAACACUGCUUAUCUUUUUUGUGUUUGUUUACUCAUCCUCUCUUAGUAAAAAAAUGCUAGUCACAACCUUCUAAAUCAACCUCAUUACCAUCACCCAGUGCCACCCAUAGCUUGAGAAGCCCUGGCAGGUAGUGGGCAACAUGCAAUACAGUCAGAAUCUUCAGCUGCUUAGGAGUUGGUGGGAGUCUUAGGCGUGGUUAUUGGAGGACUCCUCAGGGUAGAAGGUGGAAAUCCCCAGGAUGCUGAGCCUGUGGCUUUGUGCAACCUGGAGAAUCAAGAAUGAGGGUCUAAUGAUAAACUCAGCCUCUCUGAAUUCUCUUCACCAUCUCCAGAAUAUCUUCCGCCCACCUCCUUGUCAUCUCUGGGUCCAUAGAUAUCUUAGAGACUGAAUUUGUCUUAGGAUGAGGGUGGAAUGACCAUGGGGUAAGUAAAUUCAAGGACUCAGGAGUUUUCAGUAAUAACCAUAUCGGGCUAUGUGGCUAUAUCUUUCUGAGAACAAUCUCAGGAGCAGGGCUGGGGUGGUUUUGAGGAGGACUACGUGUGGCAGGUUUUUUUUUUUUUUUUCUGUUAUGGUUGUUGAUUCUGUGAAACAUUUUUGUGUAUGAAGGGAUGGGUUGUUGGGGGGGGGGCUUCCUCUUCUAUAACGCUAGAAUGUAACUCUAUAUAGUUAACAGGAUCAUUUUUCUUGCAAGUAACCAGAACCAAACUCACACUAGAUGAAGUGAAACCAAAGCAAUGAAAGGAAAUGAUGGACACAUGCAUCUGGCAAGUCUUGCUUGAAGGAUCUUUGAUCUGGCAGGAAGACUUGAGUACAAAGCCUGUUCACGCUUCCUAUCUAAGCUGCUGCUCUGUAUCCUUGCUUUGCUCUUUUUUCCAUAGACAGGAGCAUUCUCCACGAUGGGAUCAACUUAAGGGAGAGACAGAGUUUCUUUCUCCUAUGGGUCCUGAAUGAAUCCUGAAGAAGAAUCCCAAAGAGCCUGCUAUACUCUGUGGGAGGGGUUGUGGGCCCUACUUAUCUUUUUAUUUUUCCUUCGAGGGUUUGCAAUAAGCACAUAUCACUUUGCGAUUUUUGAAGAGGCUGGACUUUCCAGGGAGGGGUGCUGGGGGAGAGGACCAAUCUCUGAGCACAGAAGACUCCAGUGAGAGGGGCAUGAUGUGGGAAGACGGGUUCCAAGCUAGAGGGAAAGCCAGCUGAUUCUCACCCUCUAAUAAAAAUAAAAUUGUUGCCUGCA
Messenger RNA from Oryctolagus cuniculus (rabbit), 7443 nucleotides. NCBI's taxonomy places the organism in Eukaryota, Metazoa, Chordata, Mammalia, Lagomorpha, Leporidae. The record is from RefSeq and is a predicted model, not a curated record.